AUGGACACUUUAAUAACAGCCAAAGCCGGGUGUUGCACCCAGGAUGCCGGGAACCCAACCCGCUAUAUACCAUCCAACGUCCCCGGCGAAAUUCGCCUCGAAUUCUCACGAGACGAGGAGCUUCUUCAUUUCAAAUGGAUCCCCCGCCGCGGUCACACCGUCGAAGGCGAAGAGUUCGACCGUAUCGUAUUCCCCGGUGACGCCAGCUUCGUUCCAUACAACAACGGCCCAAACGACGGCCGAAUAUGCGUGUUGAAGUUCCAGAGCAGCGAUCAAAGACAUAUGUUCUGGUGGCAAACAAAGAACGACGAGAGCAUUAGCGCUUCAGAACACACACGGAAGGACCGAUUGGUAGCUAGGAAGAUCGAUCAGUUAAUCCAAUCCGGUGGCGAGCUAGGUGCUAUUGCGGACGACGACGAGCUUAUGGAUAUCGACGACGAGGCGGCUCCAAGCGCUGGAGAGGGUAGCAGAAGAGGGGGUGCAGAUGGUGGUCGAGCAAGUGAACCUCAGCCAAGUGCAACAACCGAAGAACAAGCCCAACUCGACGUCGCAAGCUUAAUACGUGGUAUCUCAAUCCCCGGCGGUGGUGCCUCAUCCUCGAGACCGCAAGGAUUUCUUACUCUUCCAAGUCUACUCCAACCGAAUGUCGCGACUACAAUCCUGGAAUCUAAAGCUAUCCGUCAGAAGUUACUUGCGAACUUGCCGCCAGCGUUGACAGCAGACGUGAAGACGGAGUAUCAAGAGAAAGAGUUAUUAAGAAGGGUUCUGCACAGCCCACAGUUUUCGCAAGCGACGGCAACGUUGACUGUCGCAUUGAGAGAAGGAGGGUUAAGAGGGGUUGCCGACAGUUUGGGUGUUAAACUAGAUCUUGAGAAUGCAGGAACGCAAGGCGGGGUUGAGAUAUUUGUAUCGAGUGUUAAGAAGGAGGCGGAGAAGGAGGAUGAUGAGGGGGAUACACAGAUGUCGUGA
Orbilia oligospora ATCC 24927 is the source of this 969-nucleotide messenger RNA. RefSeq lists its product as uncharacterized. Gene Ontology annotation, cellular component: nucleus; cytoplasm; proteasome regulatory particle, lid subcomplex. Gene Ontology annotation, molecular function: endopeptidase activator activity; proteasome binding; ubiquitin binding. Gene Ontology annotation, biological process: ubiquitin-dependent protein catabolic process. Bases 1 to 969 code for a protein of 322 amino acids. Lineage: Eukaryota; Fungi; Ascomycota; Orbiliomycetes; Orbiliales; Orbiliaceae. The transcript has 5 exons. The record is from RefSeq and is a predicted model, not a curated record.